This is a messenger RNA of Nematostella vectensis (starlet sea anemone), 3579 nucleotides long. Its product is annotated as 1-phosphatidylinositol 4,5-bisphosphate phosphodiesterase delta-4. The transcript is spliced from 22 exons. NCBI's taxonomy places the organism in Eukaryota, Metazoa, Cnidaria, Anthozoa, Actiniaria, Edwardsiidae. Gene Ontology annotation, molecular function: calcium ion binding; phosphatidylinositol-4,5-bisphosphate phospholipase C activity. Bases 356 to 2893 code for a protein of 845 amino acids. The record is from RefSeq and is a predicted model, not a curated record. Gene Ontology annotation, biological process: lipid metabolic process; intracellular signal transduction.
UUUCAUGCGGUUGAGUUGUGUGCAGGAAUGUAUCGUUAUGUGAAUAUUAUAUUAAUGUUACAACAUCAAGGAAACCUGUCUCUCGAAGGACGGGGUUUGUCGAACAGAAACAAAAGUCGACCAAGUUCUUACCACAAACCAUCGAACUCGUAAAAGACCCAUCGGCAUGUUUUCUAUGGGAGCCCAGAUUGUGCUUUAAUGGAUGUUAUCAAGCUCUGAAACAUUUGCGUGUUGUAUGUGGCUGCUUUUACCAGGAGUGACAAUGGAACAGACACCACAAAACCAGCCCUUCAUAAGUAACUUGCCAACUUUAUUUUAGCUAGUCUUCCAGCUCCAAUGUACAGAAAACGUUAAAAUGGGGAAAACGACGACUAUUGGUGCGAUGCCACGCUUGGUUGGGUAUAAACCGCGAAAAAGCCAGAACAUGGCUACAGGCAGCAAUUCCGCUGAUAUUGAAGCACACGAAUGUUGGCUCCACAUGCAGAAAGGCGAUGAUAUGACCAAGCUAGCGGGGCACGGCAAGAGCAGAAAGCCCCAACUCAAGAAGUUUUUUCUAGAUGAUGACCGCCUUUCAAUUACCUACAAACCGACCAAGAAAAAGCACAUCAGAUAUGAAAUCGCCCAAAUUACCGAUGUUCUGUCAGGCGAUGACGUAAAGGAAACGCUUGGUGACCUCGCCAAGAAGUAUUCGCUGGAUACGUGCAUUUCCGUCAAAUUCGGCGCAGAUCGCAGCCUCGAUCUCGUGGCCAAGUCUGUAGAUACAGCUAACCUCUGGCUGGUGGGACUGCAGACUCUUAUUAACAAUCAGAAUACGAUCGAAAAAGACAAAGUAUUAAGGCAAAAGUGGCUGAUCGACGCCUUUGAAAAAUUUGAUAAGAACAAAGAUGGUGAGCUCGGCCUGAGUGAGGUUACGAAAUUACUCAACGCGUUGAAUGUCAACAUCACGCCAAAGACAAUAAAGAAGAGAUUUAGGGAAGCCAACACUGAAGGUGAACAGGCCGGUGCGGAAGCUGCCUUGAACAAAGAAGAAUUCGCCGAGUUCUUCAAAGCCAUAGCUACCAGAGACGAAAUUGUCGAGAUCAUGAACAAAUUCGCCAGCGGAAAAGCGCACAUGAACGUGGAGGAUCUUCAAAAGUUUCUUUAUAAACAGGGGGUCAAAGAAGUGUCGAAACAAUAUUGUGACAUUAUCAUAUCUACCUACGAACCGACCGAAGAAGGUCAAAGGGACAAACAGCUUGGGAUUGACGGACUGACGAACUACCUACUGUCGAAAGAGGGAGACAUUUUCGAUACUGCUCAUGACAAGGUAUACCAGGACAUGAGGCAGCCGCUCUCACACUAUUUCAUCGCGUCCUCUCAUAACACAUACCUCAUGGAGGACCAGCUUAAAGGGCCGUCCAGCGUCGACGCCUACAUCAACGCGUUCAACAAAGGCUGCAGGUGUGUAGAGCUGGACUGCUGGGACGGGGAUAAUGGUGACCCAAUCGUUUACCACGGCCACACCCUCACCUCCAAGAUCAAGUUCAAAGACAUUAUACAAGCUGUAGCCGAACAUGCCUUCAAAGUAUCUGAUUACCCUGUGAUUUUGUCUCUGGAGAACCAUUGCAACAUUGAAAACCAGAGGAAGAUAGCGGAACAUUUGGAAAACAUCUUGGGAGACAAGCUGUUUAAAGACCCAGUGGACACUGCGCUGACGAGCCUCCCCUCCCCAGAAUCACUUAAGGGAAAAGUCCUAAUCAAGGGGAAGAAGCUGAAACCGGAGCAGGAGAUGGCAGCGGUCGAGGAGGAUGACGGGACGGUUUCGGACGAGGAUGAAGCUGCCGACAUCGAACAGGAGGAUUUGGCGGCUGCAAGGGAAGGGGAAGUUACAGACGGACCCAGUACAUCCUCUGCAUCUAGGCCAGCUAAGAAGAAGCGGUCUAACAGCUUAAGGCGAUCAUUCCGAGCGGUCGGCCGUGCGGUGUCUAAAGCUUCAAAAUCCAAAACAGCAAAAGAAUCCAAGGAAAAGAAAGUCAAGUUGGCGAAAGAGCUCUCAAGAUGCGUCAACUAUAUCAGUAGUGUUGGAUUCAAGAAUUUCGAACAUUCCAAGGAAAAUGCCAAGUUUUACCAGAUGUCUUCGUUUGUUGAGUCCAAAGUCGCCACUCUCGCGCAGAACAAGGCCGCGGGUUUUGUGGAGUACAAUACAAGACAACUGUCCCGCACAUAUCCCGCGGGUAGUCGGGUAGACUCGAGUAACUAUAACCCUCAGGUCGCGUGGAAUGUUGGCUGUCAGAUUGUUGCGUUGAAUUAUCAAACGGACGGGGAGUACAUGCACCUGAACCAGGGCCGCUUUCGUGAGAACAAGCGAGCAGGCUACGUCCUGAAGCCAGCAUACAUGCGAAAUCCCGAUAUAAAAUUCAACCCCAACAAUCCGAAGAGCUGCCCUGGGGUCAAGAAAAAGCUGCUCAUUAUUCAAGUCAUUAGCGGUCAGCAGUUACCCAAACCACAGGGUUCCAGCUCAAAAGGCGAGGUUAUCGAUCCUUAUGUCGAGGUGAAAAUAUAUGGCGUGAACAGCGACAGUGCCGAUUUCAAAACAAAAGUUAUUAAAGACAACGGUUUUAACCCUGUAUGGAAUGAAGAGAUAAAGAAGCUUCUCUACGUGCCGGAGUUAGCUAUGUUGAGGUUUUGUGUAUACGAUGAAGAUGUGGGAAAAGAUGAUUUUAUUGGGCAGUUUUCCCUUCCUAUUACAAGCCUGAGAACAGGUUACCGACACAUCCAUCUGUUGGACAUCAAGGGCGAGCCUCUGCCACACGCCUCCCUGUUUGUUCAUGUCAUGCUAGAAGAUGCGAGUGGGUUUAAAGAAACUCCAACAAGACAGGCGCAUAACAACCCUGCCUCGCCGACCAUUUCAUGAAACCCACAGAUUGACGACGAGUCUAGGAUGUUUCUUCUCUUAGAGGAUUGGUUAGAGGACUUCCCAUUGGAGGCUUUAGUUCAAGGCAGUUUAAUCUUUUAACAGUAUUCAAAUGGCGGGUUUGGUGGCAUGUCACAUUCAUUGGUCUAAACCCCAUUAGUUUUCAAGCUAGUCGCAUUCACCAGGGGUACUAGCCUAAGUUUAGUCUAGUAUUAUUAAAGAUUUGGCUUGCAUAUUGAGUUUAGUGUUCCAACCCCAUUUUUCUUUUGUGAUUUAUGUUAAUGAUAUAAGGGCACGAUAGCUAGGACACGACGUUGGGUUCUAGCCUCUGCAUUAUUUCCAUUCACACUCAUCUCACUUGUUGUUCGCCAAUUAUUGAUUUAGUUUCAUUAAACAAUGUAGUGUUUAUCAAUGAUAUAUAUCCAUACACGAAUCAUGAUAAGAAAUAAUCAUAGAUCCCUUUAUUAUUGAACAUUGAAACAUCCAUAUUACACUUCAUAUGAUGCGAAAUUAUCUUAAAUAGAUUCUCUAUAAUGUGAUAUUAUAUCACAUUAUUUUUGUACCAUUGUUAUUCAUUCAUUAAAAAGAUUAUUUAUAGUACUCAGAAACGUAGCACUCCUUGGGGGUACUUAUUUAUAUAAAUAAUUUCUAGGAUAAAAUUUCAAUAAAAAACACCAUGAAUUAUA